UCCCAUUGCAACUGCAUGAAGAGAUUUAUAAUCCAAAAUCAUGGAGAAAAUUCUACUCUUACUUCUUCUUCUUGUGAGUGGAUCAGAAGUGAUGGCCUACAGAGCUAUGGAUGGAAAAGUGUUCCUGUUUCCUGAACAGACAGCCUAUUCUUAUGUGCGACUGAUGCCUCAAAGGAAUGGUCGUUUGGAUGCUUUUACAGUUUGUCUGAGAUUCUACACUACUUUGACCCGCUAUUAUUCCUUGUUCUCAUUGUCGACACGCUACAAAUGUAAUGAUUUGCUCCUCUUCGGUUAUCCUAACCCACCCAGAAUUUCACUUAGUGUAGGUAACCGAGACCUCUACUUUGAUAUAGAAAAAGAACAAGGCAUUGAAUGGAGAAGUAUCUGUGUGAGCUGGCAAUCCUCCACUGGUGUGGUGGUGUUGUGGAUCAAUGGAAAGCCAUAUCCAAGGAAGGUCUUCCAAAAAGGCUACAGGAUUAAUGCAAGACCAAUAAUUAUGAUUGGACAAGAUCAAGACUCGUAUGGGGGAAGGUUUGAUGCUGGACAAUCCUUUGUUGGAGAGAUUGCUGAUGUCUAUAUGUGGGACAGGGUACUAAGCAAUCAAUGUAUUAGUGAUUUUUUUAACAGGAAAAGGAUAAAUGGAAAUGUGAUUAGCUGGAGAUCCUUAGGGUGGUAUGCUUAUGGAAAAGUCAAUCGCCUGCAAAAUCUUUGUCCAGUUAAUUAUUAUGGUUCUGAUAUACACAAGUGAUACAUUUCUCUAUUUAAACACAUUCACUUAAAGGGAUAUAAAACAGUCUGUUUUAUUUUUGUAAUAAAAAAAAGAACAAAGCAAUGGGUAAUGCUCAAUAGAAAUCAUUGCAAAAUGUAUUACUCAUUAUUUUAAAAUAAUUUUCUUUUCUUAAGCUUCAUUUGUGUAGGGUCCAAAGGGGGACCCCUUUUUAAAUGGUUGCUAGGAGACAAAUGCACUAGCUUCAGUCAAUUUAUUUUCCAUGCCCUUAAAUGCGCAAGUCAGUUUCUUGGCUAUACUGUAAAAAUCAUGUGACAGGAUGAAAGAAAGGCAAAAACUACUUAUGUACAAAUAUCACCUCUUCUUAAAGGCAAUUCAAUGUAUGUACUACUACUGAAAAUUAUUGUCCAUUUUUAUUUUAUUUUCUGAUAUGUGCUACCAUUAUUAUUAACAGUAUUAGUCAUUAACUUGGUAAAAAACUACUAAUGUACAAAUACCACCUCUACCUAAAGGGAAUUUAAAUUA
Messenger RNA from Bombina bombina (fire-bellied toad), 1252 nucleotides. Its product is annotated as C-reactive protein. Bases 41 to 748 code for a protein of 235 amino acids. The record is from RefSeq and is a predicted model, not a curated record. Lineage: Eukaryota; Metazoa; Chordata; Amphibia; Anura; Bombinatoridae. The transcript is spliced from 3 exons.